This is a messenger RNA of Perca fluviatilis (European perch), 1928 nucleotides long. RefSeq names its product LIM and senescent cell antigen-like-containing domain protein 1. The coding region runs from base 185 to 1405 and encodes 406 amino acids. NCBI's taxonomy places the organism in Eukaryota, Metazoa, Chordata, Actinopteri, Perciformes, Percidae. Gene Ontology annotation, biological process: positive regulation of integrin-mediated signaling pathway; positive regulation of substrate adhesion-dependent cell spreading; cell-cell adhesion. Gene Ontology annotation, cellular component: focal adhesion; cell-cell junction; cytoplasm. The transcript is spliced from 11 exons. The record is from RefSeq and is a predicted model, not a curated record.
AGAGAGAGCAAGAGGUACUCCCAGCUCAGUCCGAUCAGUGUUUCGGUGUCCUUCUUGCUAUGUGGAUUACUGCUACUACUUUAAACAAGCACACAGGAUUUCUAUUGGAGUGUUUUGGUAUUUUGACCGCAGUGACUUUAACACAGGUGUUAGGUGGACUUGUGCAGUUCAUUUUGGACUGUACAUGAGAAUGGAGCUGAACGGUCGUGUUCUGCCACCGUCAAUACCUGAAGAUGGAGAAGCCCCGGACCAUGUUUCUCAUGGAGAGAUGAACGGUUACCACCAGAGGCUUCAGGGCGGUGACGGGGGAGAGGCUGAAGUCCCGGUGUCCAAGUCCCAGAGACGAAAGAGUGAUGUCAAAGUCUAUAAGGAGUUUUGUGAUUUUUAUGCUCGCUUCAACAUGGCCAAUGCUCUGGCCAAUGCCAUGUGUGAGCGCUGCAAGAGUGGUUUUGCCCCGGCUGAGAAGAUAGUGAACAGCAACGGGGAACUUUACCAUGAGCAGUGCUUUGUGUGCGCCCAGUGUUUCCAACAGUUCCCAGAGGGACUCUUCUAUGAGUUUGAAGGCAGAAAAUACUGUGAACACGACUUCCAGAUGCUGUUUGCUCCCUGCUGCCACCAGUGUGGUGAGUUCAUCAUUGGCCGUGUGAUCAAGGCUAUGAACAACAGUUGGCAUCCAGACUGUUUCUGCUGUGAUAUCUGCCAGGCUGUGCUCGCUGAUGUUGGAUUUGUUAAGAAUGCUGGAAGGCACCUGUGUCGUCCAUGUCAUAACCGAGAGAAAGCUCGGGGCCUCGGCAAGUACAUCUGUCAGAAGUGUCACGCCAUUAUUGAGGAGCAGCCUCUCCUGUUCAAGAAUGACCCGUACCACCCUGAUCACUUCAACUGCAACAACUGCGGUAAGGAGCUGACGGCUGAUGCCAGGGAGCUGAAGGGGGAGCUCUACUGUCUGCCCUGCCAUGACAAGAUGGGUGUCCCCAUCUGCGGGGCCUGUAGGAGACCCAUCGAGGGUCGUGUGGUUAAUGCCAUGGGCAAGCAGUGGCAUGUGGAGCAUCAUGUGUGCACUGUGUGCGAGCGUCCAUUUCAGGGCCACCCAUUUUAUGAGCGGGGUGGUCAUGCCUAUUGUGAAAGACACUUUGACAUGCUGUUUGGAGAUGUUUGCUACCACUGCAAUCGUGUUAUUGAAGGAGAUGUGGUGUCUGCCCUUAACAAGGCUUGGUGUGUCAACUGUUUUGCCUGCUCUACCUGCAACACCAAACUCACCCUCAAGGAUAAGUUUGUGGAGGUGGAUCUAAAGCCGGUGUGUAAGCACUGCUACGAACGCCUGCCCGACGACAUGAAACGCCGGCUGGCCAAGCGUGAACGUGACUCAAAAGACAAGAAGAAGAAAUUGAUACCCAUGUGUCUGUGAUCCACUCUUUGUUCUUUCUCCUCACUUCCACUGUUCUUCCUUUGGAACAAGUUUGUGGAGUUUGACAUGAAGCCAGUGUGUAAGAAGUGUUACGAGAAAUUCCCUCUGGAGCUGAAGAAGAGACUGAAGAAGCUGUCUGAAACAGUUGCCCGCAAGUAAACACACAUAGCUGGGCAGCUGGAGGGAGAGAGAAACAGAUGAGACCCCGAGGUGGCCACGCAAGUCACAUUUCCAGAAUUGACAAUCGUAUAAGACAGCAUUUUGUGUGUUUUAUUGGUAUGUUAAAAAUAGGUUGGUUAUUUCAGCAGAACACUCUACUUUUUGUUCUUUAAGAUACAGAGGAUCAUUUCAUGAGCCUGAAACUGACAGAUGGGCCAACAGACAGAUUGUUGGCCAGUCAGUCAGUGGGUUUUACAUGAACCUGUCCAGUGCCUUUUGGCUCAAAUACUGCACUGUAUACUUCUUCACAUGCUUGCCUUAUUUCACUAUGUAUUAAAGUGCUCAUAUUAUGUGUUUUGGCUUU